AUGGAGGAUCAGUGGAUGCCAUUGUGCCCUUGGACGACGACACGCUACUCACAGCCUGCUCUGAUGGGCUCAUCCGAGUUGUCUCUGUCUUCCCCAACCGCUUUCUCGAUGUUGUCGGAUCGCACACCGAUGCUGCUGUGGAGGCACUGGAUGAUGAAUUUAAUUGUUGGAGGCGUCUCUGUCUUCCCCAACCGCUUUCUGGAUGUCGUCGGCUCGCACACCGAUGCUGCUGUGGAGGCACUGGAGAUAGUGACUCUGACAGCAGUGAUGACGACGGAGGCAAGGGAGGGAGGAAAAGACGGAGGUCUCCCAACCGUCGUGGGAAUUUCAAGGCGCGUGGAUCGGCAAUGGCUGAUUUCUUCAGGGACAUUGAAUGACGUGGCUCCACAUUUUAUGUACGGCUUCUCCCGUCCCCUCCGCUCCCGGCGCCGCGAAAUCCGCUACAAGGCCAUCCUCGAGACGCGCAGGCCCGAUAUACAUCCUAGUGCUGCCGAUCGUGUUCUUUUUAGGGAUUAUGACAGGAGGUUGGACGUGCCAGCGUGGCUAUUGGCAGAGAAUUCGAAGGUAGAUUUUGUCGUCCAGGCGGCCAAUAAGAUUACAGAUAACACUGCUGGUAAUGACGCUCGGACUAAAUCUGCCGUGGAAUCCUCGCCGUCCAUUAAGGCUAAUGUUUCUGAUCAGCUAGAUCCAGACUUCUUGCUUCGAUAUAAGGCAGGGAGAGUAGGCCUUACUGAGGCGUCUAUACAAACCCCGAAACUGGCCUUUCUGUUCAUGACACGUGGCCGUUUGCCAUUGGCUCCCUUUUGGGAACGGUUCUUCAAUGGCCGUGAAGGUUUCUUCUCAAUCUACAUCCACACGGCUCGCGAGUUUCGAUAUAAGCCAGGGGAGCUUCAAUCCGCGUUUGAAGGCGCACACAUACCAAGUCAAGACGUGCACUGGGGUGAAAUCAGCAUGGUGGACGCAGAGAGGCGUCUGCUAGCCAACGCCCUCCUGGACCCUGGCAAUGCACGCUUCAUCCUCGUUUCAGAGUCCUGCGCUCCCCUCUUUAACUUCACAUUUGUUUACGAGUACCUCAUGGCCUCGUCCGAAGCAUACGUUCGUUUGAAGAACGAGCCGGGGGCAAACGGGCAGGGGAGGUGGCGGAGGGAGUUUCUGCCUCUGGUCCGGUUGGAAGAUUGGAGGAAGGGAGGGCAGUGGUUUGCCAUGGAUAGAGAAGCGGCGAGGGUUAUUGUCGCGGACGAUAUUUUCUAUCCUCUUUUUAAGCGGUUCUGCCGGCCACCGUGUUACGCGGACGAGCACUACAUGCCGUCGAUGCUGAAAGUGCUUAUGCCGGGAAAUGUGGCCAAUAGGACGGUUACUUGGACGGAUUGGUCUAAGCCUGGUGCUGCGCAUCCUGCGCAGUUUGGUGCGGGCCAGGUGACGGAGAAGCUUAUAGAGAGGAUGAGAGGGCCUCGGAGCUGUAGAGUAGCUGAUGAGAGCGUUCCUUGUUUUCUGUUUGCCCGGAAAUUGAUGCAGGGUGCUUUGACAGAUUUGCUUCGGCUGGCUGAUUACAUGGGGAUGUGA
Messenger RNA from Closterium sp. Yama58-4, 1563 nucleotides. The record is from the annotation of a GenBank genome assembly. Lineage: Eukaryota; Viridiplantae; Streptophyta; Zygnematophyceae; Desmidiales; Closteriaceae.